Messenger RNA from Neofelis nebulosa (Clouded leopard), 4332 nucleotides. RefSeq names its product ganglioside induced differentiation associated protein 1 (gene GDAP1). Gene Ontology annotation, cellular component: mitochondrial outer membrane. The coding region runs from base 526 to 1527 and encodes 333 amino acids. The record is from RefSeq and is a predicted model, not a curated record. The transcript has 8 exons. Gene Ontology annotation, biological process: mitochondrial fission; mitochondrial fusion. NCBI's taxonomy places the organism in Eukaryota, Metazoa, Chordata, Mammalia, Carnivora, Felidae.
ACCCGGCCCUGCCCCCAGCCCCGGGAGCCAACGCUUCCCCGGCGGGCGGGCGAGCGCGGGGAGCGGUUGGCGCGCGUGUGUUCGCGCAGUGGGAUGCGGGUGGGGGGCGAGUGUACCCAGGGACGCGAGAGAAUCCCUGCCGGUAGACGAAGGCGCGGCUGCAUGUGUGGGGGCAGCUCGCGGGCGGCGGAGCCUCCUGUGUUUGUGUUUGGGGUUUAUCAAAGUGGUUAAGCUCCUGGGUAUAAGCUAUUUCCUUUCACAUCAGAGCCCCUAAUGCCUCAUUUGUUCUUCUGACAACCUUAGAAAUUCUUCAGUCAGGAGCUAUGUACCCAACAGGCAGACAGAGCAGUCUUUGAAUAUUGUGUAAGUAUCUGGAAUGUACACCUGGUACCUCUCCACCGGUAUCCACAGUUUACCAAAGUAAAUAGAAGAUCUCAAGGAGGAAUAUGACAUCUAUACAGGAUGACCUUCUUGCGUGAAGAGCUGCCCUACAGAGGGAGGGAGUGAAGGGAACCCACGCAUGCGAUGGUGAGCAAGAGGAGGCCUCCUGGAAUCUGCAGACAUAAGGUGCGAUUGGUAAUUGCUGAAAAGGCAUUGAAGUGCGAGGAACAUGAUGUAAGUCUGCCCCUGAGUGAGCACAAUGAGCCUUGGUUUAUGCGUUUGAACUCAACUGGAGAAGUGCCUGUCCUUAUCCACGGGGAAAACAUUAUUUGUGAGGCCACUCAGAUCAUUGAUUAUCUUGAACAGACUUUCCUGGAUGAAAAAACACCCAGGUUAAUGCCUGAUAAAGGAAGCAUGUAUUAUCCACGGGUACAACAUUAUCGAGAACUUCUUGACUCAUUGCCAAUGGAUGCCUAUACACAUGGCUGCAUUUUACAUCCUGAGCUAACUGUGGACUCCAUGAUCCCAGCUUAUGCAACCACAAGGAUUCGCAGCCAAAUUGGUAACACAGAAUCUGAACUGAAAAAACUUGCUGAAGAAAACCCAGAUUUACAAGAGGCAUACAUCGCAAAACAGAAGCGACUUAAAUCAAAGCUUCUUGACCAUGACAAUGUCAAAUAUUUGAAGAAAAUUCUUGAUGAAUUGGAGAAAGUCUUGGAUCAGGUUGAAACUGAGUUGCAAAGAAGAAAUGAAGAAACUCCAGAAGAGGGCCGCCAGCCUUGGCUCUGUGGAGAAUCCUUCACCCUGGCAGACGUUUCACUCGCUGUCACAUUGCAUCGGCUGAAGUUCCUGGGGUUUGCGAGGAGAAACUGGGGAAAUGGAAAGCGACCAAACUUGGAAACCUAUUACGAACGUGUCUUGAAGAGAAAAACAUUUAACAAGGUUUUAGGACAUGUCAACAAUAUAUUAAUCUCCGCAGUGCUGCCAACAGCGUUCCGGGUGGCCAAGAAAAGGGCCCCAAAAGUUCUUGGCACCACCCUUGUGGUUGGUUUGCUCGCAGGAAUGGGAUAUUUUGCUUUUAUGCUUUUCAGAAAGAGACUUGGCAGCAUGAUAUUAGCACUUAGACCCAGACCAAAUUAUUUCUAGGCUUGUAGGGAUCUCAUGGUGGCAACUCAUCCAGCUAUUCAACUAGACCCUUGUCCACUCUUCAAGGCCCAGUGGAGAAUGACCCUAGGCAAUUAGUAAAAAGCAUAAUUUACUUUACUCUUUGGAUAGUUUAUGUGGGGAGAGGAGAUAAUGAAAGUGGUUUUGUGGGCUGGUAACUUUGAAAUCACUUAUUUGAAAACCUGAACUAAUCCAUCCUUAAAAUGUGCAAGGUCAAGAUAAUGUAAAUGUGACAGAGAAUCAGACCUUCAACUCAAAAUGUCAGUUCAAGUUCUGAAUUCUUUUGGGGGAGAAGGUUCUUACUAUAAGCAGACAGUAAUAGCCUGUGAUUGCCCAUAGCUGUUCAUUUGAGACUAUCUGGAUGUGCUGAGUGUCGAGUAGUUAGCAACAUUUUCCACUGGAAAUUCAGAGAUCACCUUUGUUUUAAACCAGUUUAGAUAGUGGCAGGGGCACAGCAGCACGUCAUAUGAUCACUGUUAGCUUCAGGCAGAAAUAAGUAACACAAAGGGAACAGGGAGAAGGACAAGAGGGAAAAUGAAGUCUGUAUAGUGAAGAGCGGUAGAAGGCAACUGCCAGAUGCCUCCAACACAAUUCAUGGCUGCCUGUCCCCUUAGUAAACAUUACGUUUGACUACUUGUGGCCAUUGCCCACGUAUCUUCCUGUAAUUGAGAAACUUGGGAAGAGACUAGGGAGUUACUGGGGGAGUGGACUCGAGAAAACCCUGGGGUUUACACUCAGAGCUCCUCAUCUGACCUUAGUAUUAAUUUUAAAUGCAUAUGAAUCACACUCAUUAUUUUAAUAAGAUUAACUGCUUAUGUACUUGGGUGUGAAAUGCCUACUGGAACAUUUCUGCUUAGCAUUUACAUGAUAUAAAAUGGUUCCUUUCUUUUCCUCAUAGUUCCCUAAUUGGAUGCUGCCUGAGAAAUAUCACUCCUAUGGACCGUUUUCUCCAGUCACUGGGGGUCUUGGCUUCUACAGCCUCUUUUAGCACACAAGUGGGAGUCAGGUGAAGGUCCCUGCUAAUCCCUAGCGUGGCACGUGGCUAGGUAGUAGGUGUUUGAAUGAUCUGGGAGCACUAAAUAUGCUUAUUCUGAUUUUGAAGAAGCUGGUGUGUUAAAAAACUGUUGUCUAGGCCUUGCAUCUGUUUAUUGUUAUUAGCAGGGCCUUAAAAGGUUAAAGAGAAAGAAAAAGUUAAAGAGAAAUAGAAAAGUGUAGUCUUAGCGCAUUAGGGGAAAUGAAAUAAGCCAAUAGUGAUGUCCACUUGUAUUCUUCAUGUGUGUCUAGGCAUUUCAGGGGUACCUCAGUCCAUCUGGAAGGGAUAAUCCCAGUGUAUCCCAUGAACAACUAUGGAAUCAUACAGUUUGUGCUUAGGAAAAAUUUUUCAUGGUGACAGCAAGAUACAGUUUCCCUGGCAUUGCCCUGAAAGGAAUUGGGGGGAUAGUUUUAGGUCUCUGGCAAGAAGUAUGUAUAGAGAAUGAUGAGCUAAGGUUCAAGAAAAUAACAAAAGCUUGGAUUGCCUCAGGCUGGCUCUGCAAAAUAGCCAAAGAAUGUACUUUUUUUAUUAAUAGGAAACAGUCAAACUUAGGAAACAAUGACUUUUGAUGGUAAAAUGAGUCUAUAAUUCCAUUUCAUGAAUCUGUUUUUAGAAAAUCUUGAGGAAAUGGAUGUUCCUUGUUUACAAAAAUUGAUAACAUCUCAGUGUAAACUUAGUCCAAUAAUAACGAACAGACUAGCAGCUUUUAGAAUGUCUUAAUUUUGCCCCUCCCGUGCACUGUCAUAUAGAGUAGUUGGAUUUGUUUGUUGCUGGGACAUUCCAAUCCCUAUGUUCAUAAAAGAGCCACAAAACUGAUUAUUCAGUAGUUUAUAGUGUUUCAGAGAUCUUUAUAUCACCCUGCGAGAAGCAAGAAUUCAGACAUGAAGAAGACAAAGUUGGAUUUUUAUAAAAAUCUACAAAGGGUAUUUACCUAUGUAAAAGUUGUUGAUCAAGAAUAAAGAUUAGAAGCCCAGUGCUGGCUUUUCCUUAAAUUUACUGAAUCAGAGAAAGUCUACUGGGAAGUAUAAUUUUCUGAUACGGUUUCAUUGGAAAUAUGCUUGUGUCAAUAUUAAAGAUGAUGCAUCAUGGUGAUUUCACUUGUUUCAUGCAUACCCAUGGAUUUAGACUCAUAAAAUGUUAGGGGACAUAAUGACCACUAGAUGGCACUGUUCACAUAGUAGUCUGAGAUCGGGCAUUCUUUAGGUUCAGCAAACCUAAAAUUGCUCAAGUGAAGAUAAACAUUAAUGACCUUAGUUUCUGAAAUGAGGGCAUCUUCAUCAGAUCAUUCAUCUGUACAAAAGCUUGAGGCACAUGUAGUAUUGAUUUCUAAUGCUUUAGAAGGGAUAACAGUACCACACAAUGUCAAACUAAAGAGCUAAACAUAUACUAUUAGCAAAAUAAGCACUUUUAUCUAUUUUGUUUCAAGAUCAUUGGUGACUGGCCAGUGUGCUCCUCAGUUUCCAAAGUUUGUAUAAAUACCAUAAUUAUAAAAAUGUCUGAGGUACUAAAUUUAGGUUGACUGUGUAUGUCUUAAUACAUAAAUACUAUUUUAUUGUUAUUGCAAUUAUAUGCCUUUUGAAUCUGUUUUCCUUAAUUGCAGAUAGUUAUAAAUGCUUGCUUGAUUUUUAGUUAUUAUUGAUAUUGACACCAGAGUUGUAGAUAUUUUGGUGUUGUUUAAUGUAAUAGAUCAAGAUACUAUUCUACUUGUAAGAUCAAUAAAAGUAAUUGGAUAAUCAAUAUCAACUAUAAAAGUA